AUGAGGGGAUUCGGCGGGGGCCGACAUGACGGCGCUGCUGGCGGCGGCGGCUCCGCUUCAGGGAGGUGGGCGGAGGGAAGGGAAGGCGGGGCCGGAGAGGCGAAAGGAAGAGGAAGGAACGCGCCUGGCGUCACCGAGGGAGUCGCCCGGGACCGCGGCCGGGUGUCGGCACUCCACCGGGGAGACCCGCUCUGCGGACGCAGGUGCCGGGCCCCUGGCCCGCCUCGUCGGGCCGUGCUGCGCGCCCCAAACCCUGAGUGCGGGGCUCCCGACUCGGGUGGCUCCCCGCACCGAGGCCUUGGGCCGCCGACGCAACGCCCCCUGCAGGUCGAAGCCCGGCAAGCUCAGGCUCGAGGCGGGGUCCGGGGCCGCGGCCUCCCCGCCAGCCUGGCGACUAAACUGCUCCGGCACCGGCGGAGCCCCGGUCACUUUGAGAGGGAAGGGAUGGGCCCCGAGAGAGACAGAGCAUGAACGGGGGAGGGGCAGAGAGAGAGG
This is a messenger RNA of Leopardus geoffroyi (Geoffroy's cat), 495 nucleotides long. RefSeq names its product protein argonaute 12-like. Bases 1 to 471 code for a protein of 156 amino acids. NCBI's taxonomy places the organism in Eukaryota, Metazoa, Chordata, Mammalia, Carnivora, Felidae. The transcript has 2 exons. The record is from RefSeq and is a predicted model, not a curated record.